Molecule: messenger RNA, 1200 nt
Organism: Quercus robur (English oak)
Lineage: Eukaryota; Viridiplantae; Streptophyta; Magnoliopsida; Fagales; Fagaceae
Exons: 4
Coding region: 34-906 (290 amino acids)
Biological process (GO): fatty acid metabolic process
Molecular function (GO): NAD+ binding; oxidoreductase activity, acting on the CH-OH group of donors, NAD or NADP as acceptor
Source: RefSeq, a predicted model, not a curated record
UACAAACCGAUAUGAACACGUAUGCUUUGAGAGAUGGCGGAGAUGAAGAGCAUGGGAGUGGUGGGCAGCGGUCAAAUGGGCUCCGGAAUAGCCCAGCUCGGCGCCGUCCACGGCCUCGACGUUUGGCUUAUUGACUCUGAUCCUCUUGCUCUUUCCAGAGCCUCCAAAUCCAUCUCUUCCUCUAUCCAACGCUUAGUCUCUAAAGCCCAACUCUCUCAGGCAGCAGGUACAAGUGCCUUGAGACGAUUGCAGUGUACAACAAACUUGGAAGAGCUUUGUUCAGCUGAUGUUAUCAUUGAAGCUAUUGUGGAAUCUGAAGAUGUGAAAAAGAAGUUAUUUCUUGAACUAGAUAAGAUUGCAAAAAGUUCGGCUAUUUUGGCAUCUAAUACAAGUUCCAUCUCCAUUACUCGUCUAGCAUCUGUGACUAGCAGACCCCACCAGGUGAUUGGCAUGCAUUUCAUGAAUCCUCCUCCUAUUAUGAAACUGGUUGAGAUUGUGCGGAGUGCAGACACAUCAGAUGAAACAUUUAAUGCAACAAAAGCCUUGGCCGAGAGGUUUGGCAAGACAGUCAUAUGCUCUCAGGAUUAUUCUGGCUUCAUUGUAAACCGGAUCCUAAUGCCUAUGAUAAAUGAGGCAUUUUUCACUCUCUAUACUGGUGUAGCAACAAAGGAAGACAUUGAUACUGGUAUGAAGCUAGGAACAAACCAUCCAAUGGGUCCUCUGCAGCUUGCAGAUUUCAUCGGUUUGGAUGUCUGCUUGUCAAUAAUGAAAGUUCUUCAUGCUGGUCUUGGGGACAGUAAAUAUGCUCCCUGUCCUCUUCUUGUGCAAUAUGCUGAUGCAGGUCGACUUGGAAGAAAAUGUGGUCUUGGGGUGUAUGACUACCGUAAACCAUCACCUCGACUUUGAGCAGUUCUCAUUUUGAGAAUGAUAAAGUUCUCGGUGUCUGUCCAUGGCUUACCUUAGUCAAGUUGAUUGGGUGACAGAUUCCUGCAGAUGAGUAUCAGUAUGCCUACUCAUUCCUGAACAAUUUGGGCACUUAGUCAUGUGGCAUAUCAAAUAAUGGACCUCUUAACCACUGCUUCUCUGUCCAUAUUACAUAAUGUUUUAGAUUCCUUUUGGUUUAGAGAAAUGAUACUCCUACAACCAUUUAAAUAAAGAAAUAGAAAAUGGUACUCCUACAACCAUUUUAGUUUGUCUCAA